Molecule: messenger RNA, 2375 nt
Organism: Stylophora pistillata
Lineage: Eukaryota; Metazoa; Cnidaria; Anthozoa; Scleractinia; Pocilloporidae
Product: replication protein A 70 kDa DNA-binding subunit
Biological process (GO): DNA recombination; DNA replication; DNA repair
Cellular component (GO): nucleus
Molecular function (GO): DNA binding
Source: RefSeq, a predicted model, not a curated record
UGGCGGGAGUGCGAGUGCUGGAUGAACGAAAGUGUCACAAAACAGCUUUCGAAUACUUUAUCACAAGAAUUUGCCGUCGAUUGCAAAAUUUGCAAAGAUCCCUGAAGAUGUUAAGCGAAGGGGCAAUCCAGAAAAUUAUCAGUAAUCCGGUGGAAGAGCAUCCACAGAAGCCAGUUUUACAAAUUUUGGGAAUAAAACAAAUUCAAUCAAGGGGAAGUGAUGGUAAAGGCAAUGACCGGUACAGGCUUGUACUGUCUGAUGGCAUUCACGUCCUAACAUCUGCUAUGCUGGCUACUCAACUAAAUGAGAUGGUGACUUCAGAACAAUUAGAAGUGAAAGCUGUCAUUCAGCUGAACAAGUACAUCUGCAAUGUUAUUCAAGAAACCAGGAAAGUGCUGAUACUAAUGGAUGUGACUGUUAUUAAACCUGGAAGAGAAAUUCCUGGAAAGAUUGGAGAUCCCAAAAACUUAAACGCUGAUCCUAGUAAUGAUCGCCAAAAUCCUCCACAACAGAAUGGAAAUAGUGCUCCACAGACCAUGUCAGUUGGUGUGAAAGCUGUGAUGGCAAAUGGUAAAUCAGCAGGUGGAACUUCAAGAGGUGCAGGACUGGCCUCUGCUACGUAUGGAAGUCACAAGCCGCUUGCUUCAAGAGGGGAUAAUACAAGAUCUGUUUUUCCAAUAACAUCCUUAACACCAUAUCAGAACAGAUGGACAAUUCGUGUACGUGUAACAAGCAAGCCAAAGGUCCGUACUUACAACAACUCUAGAGGAGAGGGCCGUGUCUUUAAUGUUGACCUUGUGGAUGAGUCGGGAGAGAUCAGAGCUACUGGAUUCAAUGAAGCAGUUGACAAGUUUUAUGACUUGCUUGAACUUGACAAGGUGUUUUAUAUCUCCAAAUGCUCUCUGAGAACUGCAAACAAGAAAUUCUCAACCAUCAAGAAUGACUAUGAACUCUUUCUGAACAAUGAUAGUUUGAUAGAGCCAUGUGAUGAUACUUGUGAUCUACCAACCAUGCAGUACAAUUUUGUUGAAAUUGGUGACUUGGGAAAUAUUGAUGCAGAUGCACUGGUUGAUAUAUUAGGUAUUGUGGUCAGUGCGGAUGAGGUCACACAAAUAACAACUAGAACAACUAACAGACAGGUUUCAAAGAGGGAUAUCACUCUAUUAGACAGAUCAGAGAAGAGUGUGAGAGCAACUCUUUGGGCAGAAGAGGCUGAGACAUUUGAUGAGUUUGUUGGAAAGUUUCCUGUUCUCGCCCUAAAAGGGGCAAAAGUCUCAGACUUUGGAGGACGUUCUUUGUCAAUCUUGGGUUCAACAAACAUGAGGAUCAAUCCUAUGGACCUACAGGAAGCUCAUAGUUUGCGUGGAUGGUACGAGAAUGUUGGCAAAGAUUCAAAUAUAGAGUCUCUCUCUGGGCUCAGAUCUGAUGGAGGAGGUUUGGGUUCUGGUUACAAAACCUUCUUUCAGAUGGACCAUGAAAAUCUUGGUAUGGGUGACAAGGCGGACUAUUUCACUUCUAAGGCCACAGUUUUGUUCAUGAAGAAAGACAACUGUUUGUACAAGGCAUGCCCUACUGCAGAAUGCAACAAGAAAGUUAUUGAUGAGGGAGAUGGUAAUUAUCGCUGUGAGAAGUGUAACAAGACCUACCCCAACUUCAAGUAUCGUCUUUUGUUACUAACAAACUUGGCUGAUUUCACUGGUAGCCACUGGGUUACCUGUUUCCAAGAAACAGCUGAGUUGCUUCUGAAAAUAACUGCUGACGAACUGGGUCAGAUGCGAGACUCGGGGGAUGAGCGUGCCUUUGAUCACAUUUUUCAAGAGGCAAACUUCAAGACGUACAUUUUCAGGAUUCGAGCAAAGAUGGAGACGUACAAUGAUGAAACUAGGGUCAAAUGCACGGCUGCAGGGGUGUCUCCAUUGGAUAUUAUGCAGGAAGGCAAACGAAUGAUAGCCGAGAUCCAGAAACUGAGAAUGCUUUGAGAGUACCCAACAUUGUUAAAGGUUUAGCUAACCUUUUGUGAGUUGAUGUUAGCUCAUUGUGACAUGCUAUGUAUAAUAAUUAGAAACUAAAACAGGGAGCUGGGCUUGAGAACUGAGGUCGUAUUCAUCUUUUUCAGCAAAGUAGGUUAUUGUAAAUGUUGUGUUGGUGUGAAAAUCCAAAGUGUUUGAAACAUGUUCUGACUCUUGUCUUCCAUCCAGGAAAAAGAUAUGUAACUUAGUGGAAAAGGGGAUAACUUUCUGCAAGAGUUAUUAGUGUUUUCAAUUGUUUUAUAAUUGCAAUCCCCAUUUUUCGUUGUUCAGGUGCUAACGAGAUAAAUCAUUGUAUUCACCGUCUGGUUCAUUAUUAUUGCAAUAAAUGAAGUUCGUUCAUUUUGA